GUAAUUGUGAUUGGGCGGUUCACUGUAGAUUACAACUCCUACGCAAUUGUUAUUAAUCAUGGUGUUGUGUUUAUCUGUCGCUGCAGGAAACACAGCUGCCGCCUAAUUAGACGGUGUGUUUGUGCAAUUUACAAGUUGCUCAAGCGUGAAAGGAACGGAAGAGGUAGCUUUUGAUGGCUUUGGUGGAUGCAUCAAAGAAGGCUGAGUUUGAUGGGGAUUUUAGACCGCAGCACAGAGCCGAGGUUUCCAAGCUGUAGGUUAUCUUCGUUUUUGUAGUGAGUUUUAACGCGCGUGUAUUAAUUUGAUCGUAAGAGUUGCAAUCCACGAAUGAAAACAGUCUUGAAGGGAAUCCAAAUUAAUCCAAUACUGCCUGCUAGUAGUUUUUUAUUUAUUUGAGAAAAAUACCACCCUAAAUUGACGGAUUCUUUGGAGUAACUAAAUAAGGAAACAGCUGUGGAAGAACAAAGGUAGCCUCGUGGAAAUUACGCCCUGCCAUUUGACAAGCCAGUGGAAAACAACUUCAAAAUCCGAAUUAAAAAAAAAAAAUCACGCUUUUACCACCGCAUCGGUUCCUCGUUUGAACCCUACCACAAAACUCUGAUAUAACCCGUACGCUGUCCUCAGGCAAACUUUGGACAGGAAAAGACUACAUUAUUAGAAGCUGCCGGGUUCUUUGUGAUUCUGGAUUACUUCAUCCGCAUCUUGUAUGGGAAAAUGAGGUUAAAGAAGAACGGUUCCUACACAGUGAAUCGGAAGUCGAAGACGAAGCCCAAUGGGAAGAAGCCGAUCGUGGAGGAGAAGAAGCCGUACCUGGAGCCCGAGCACACCAAGGUGCGCGUCAUCGACUUCCACCUGAAGGAGCUGGUGGUGUUGCCCCGGGAGAUUGACCUCAACGAAUGGCUGGCCAGCAACACGACGACCUUCUUCAACCUCAUAAAUCUGCAGUACAGCACGAUCUCAGAGUUCUGCACCGCGGACACGUGUCAUGCCAUGACAGCGUGCAAUACGAUAUACUACUGGUAUGAUGAGAGGGGGAAGAAGACCAAGUGCACCGCGCCCCAGUAUGUGGACUUCGUUAUGAGCAUGGUGCAGAAGCUGGUGACAGACGAAGAAAUCUUUCCCACAAAAUAUGGUAAGGAGUUCCCGAACUCGUUUGAGUCCCUGGUGAAGAAGGUGUGCCGGUACCUGUUCCACGUCCUGGCGCACAUCUACUGGGCCCACUUCGGCCAGACGGUGGCGCUGGAGCUGCAGGGGCACCUGAACACUCUGUACACGCACUUCAUGGUCUUCGUGCGGGAGUUCGGCCUGGUGGAGGCCAAGGAGACGGCCAUCAUGGACGACCUCUCCGAGGCCCUGAGCGCCCCCCCGUCCCCCAGCGCACAGAACCAUGUGACCGAGAGAUGAGCCCAGCGUGCAGGGAGGACUCAGCCCAGGACUCGCACACUGCCCGCCGCCGGGAGCCGCCAGCAGGGGGCAGUCACGCCAGCAGGAAUUGGCGUUAGCUUUGCCCCCCCAGGCCCAUCCUGCCACCUACCCAGCCUUUUCAGUAGGAAACCAACCAUGUGGUGUUUUUUUUUUUUUUUUUUUCUUUUCUCUGUUUUGAUUUGUUUUGUUGAAAUGUUAUUCUGGUUUUCAGGGGACACGGUGUGUUCACACUCUUCCUGUCUCUCUACCGCUUCACCUCCCAGCAUCCACCAAUGGGACGGUGGCACAGCCCCUUUUAGACAUACUGUCAUGUAAUGGUAUCAUUAGGGUGUUAUUGAAAAAGUUUGACGUUUUAAUCGUUGUGUGGAACAUCCUGCCCUCCCGUGAGGGCGUGGAGCGUGGAGUGAUUCCGCUCUCUUCUUCUCCUGAAUGUUCGGGGAGUGUCUCAGCUCAGGCUCAGGGUGAGGGAGAGAUAUGGCCACUCCAGCAGUGCUGGGGAAAGCGCUGUCCUCUCUGCGUUAGCGUCCCCGUGUGGUAGCGUAGCCGGACUCCUAACGUCCUGCCCUCCUCCCUGUAAUGCUGCUUGAGAGAGGGAGUAGAGCAGAGAGGCAGAGAGCUCUCAUUACGUCCCUCUGUGAGAGAUCCAGUGUGGGACACGGGGCUGGUGGGGUGGUGGGUCGUGUUUCUUUUUCUUCGGUGGUGUCUGACCUCCAGCGCAGCCGGGCCAUGAGGACAAAGACAUUGCCAUUGUCUGCUGAUUGACACGCCUGCUUUUGCUGUGCUCCAGGUCAGGUGGUGGAGGAUGAAACGCAUUCCCCACCCCGCCCCCUUCCAAAACUAGGCUUCCCCCAAAUCCUCACACCCUCCUAGUGUGGUGCUGGUCCCAGCAGGCUAGAAGCACAGCUGAGAGAGAGGGGGCCUGGGGAGGGCUUCUGGGUGAUGUUUGAAACUGUUGGAAUGAGCCCACUGUCCUGUUGCGGAAGAACCCCUUGUCCCCCUAUCUUAAGGACAUGUCAAUCUUGGUUUGGUUCAUAAUCAUUUUUAAAUGGUUAUAAAGGUCUGAAUUUAUUAAAGUAAUGGAAACCCUGUAUUUAUACAGUAUACAGACUUAACACGCUAUGUAAUUAAGCUAACCACAGAGAGAGUAAAGUUGUCAUUUGACAGUAGAUUUUGUCAGGAUAGAGGAUUGUAUUGGGAUCAGGGUUUCUGUCGGGAUAAGGGGGGUUAUAUCGGGAUAGCCUCCAUUGUGGAGGGUGGAUUUAUUUUCUCAUUAUUUAUUUUUAUUUGUUUUGACAUUUGCAGGGUUCUUCAUUUCUGGCUUUCAUUUUUAUGUAUUUUAAUUAUCUAAGUUAAAGCAAUUAAAUAUUUUAAGCUCUGCAAAUUAUAACCUAAUAAAAGAAAAAUGGCACUUCAA
This is a messenger RNA of Conger conger (European conger), 2839 nucleotides long. RefSeq names its product MOB kinase activator 2-like. Lineage: Eukaryota; Metazoa; Chordata; Actinopteri; Anguilliformes; Congridae. The record is from RefSeq and is a predicted model, not a curated record. Gene Ontology annotation, cellular component: cytoplasm; nucleus. Gene Ontology annotation, molecular function: protein kinase activator activity. The coding region runs from base 715 to 1404 and encodes 229 amino acids. The transcript is spliced from 5 exons. Gene Ontology annotation, biological process: signal transduction; positive regulation of protein phosphorylation.